Molecule: messenger RNA, 3009 nt
Organism: Odobenus rosmarus divergens (Pacific walrus)
Lineage: Eukaryota; Metazoa; Chordata; Mammalia; Carnivora; Odobenidae
Gene: UVSSA
Product: UV-stimulated scaffold protein A
Exons: 17
Biological process (GO): response to UV; transcription-coupled nucleotide-excision repair
Cellular component (GO): chromosome
Molecular function (GO): RNA polymerase II complex binding
Source: RefSeq, a predicted model, not a curated record
AUGGAUCAGAAACUGUCCAAGCUGGUAGAAGAGCUCACAACUUCGGGGGAACCCCAACUGAAUCCUGAGAAAAUGAAGGAACUGAAGAAAAUUUGCAAGUCUUCAGAGGAGCAGCUCAGCCAUGCCUACCACCUGCUCACGGCCCAGCUGAGCCAGGACCACGCCGAGAUCCGCCUCUCCGCAUUCCAGGCCAUAGACGAGCUCUUCGCCCGGUCCCAUCAGUUCAGGAUGCUGGUUGUUUCCAACUUUCAGGAGUUUCUGGAGCUCACACUGGGCACCGACCACGAGCAGCCCCUGCCACCUCCCAGGGAAGUGGCUCAGAGGCUGCGGCAGGCUGCCACCCGGGCCAUCCAAGGGUGGAAUGAGAAGUACGGUGCAGCCUACAAGAAGCUCGCCUUGGGCUACCACUUCUUAAGACACAGCAAACAGGUGGAUUUUCAGGACGUGAGCGCGCGGACUCUGGCAGAAAGAAAGCGGGAGGAAGAGAAGCAGAAGCGCUUGGAUAGAAUCUACAGGGAGAGGUCUGAGCAGGCCAUCAGGGACAUGGAGGAAAUGUCCGAGGACAUCCGGUGCUGCCUCACGGAGGUGGAGAGCUGCUUCAGGCUGCUGGUGCCACUGGACUUUGCCGCAGGCCUGGACGCCUCGUUGCCCACGGUGGCCUCCAGUGUGUCUGAGCAGAGUGCCCCUUGCCAGGCUGGCACUGGGAAUCACGGGGACGAGGAGCAGCCCUGCUGUAGCAAGACCCUGCUCGCCUGUGCCGGCCAUCCCGGAGCCGGCAGUGGGGAGGGGCCGCCCCGGAGGGCCACAGGGGCCGAGGAGGAGGAGGACAGUGACAGCGAUGAGGAAGGGUUUCUGCGGCGCCACGGACUGGGCUCCCACAAGUACACACUAGACGUGGAGCUCUCCUCAGACAAUCUGAGGGUGCGUGAGGACGAAGACAAUCACGCUGUCAUCCACUCCGCCCGGGACGCGCUCAAGCUUAUCCAAAACACCUUCCUGCCAGCUGUGUGCUCCUGGGUCCAGAUAUUCACCCGCGCAGGGAUCCACGGUGGGCACCUGGAAGCUGCCAUCGACCUGAAGACAGAACUGGAAAGGGCCCUGAGGCGAUUGGGAGAGCUGGACAUCCAGCCUGAGGAAGGGCGCUGGAGGGAGACUGAGUCUUGGGGGGAGGUUGCUGAGGAUGAGGAUGGUGGGGACUUCGUCGAGGUCCCAGAGAAGGAAGGGUAUGAGGCCUGCAUCCCCGACCACCUGCGGCUGGAGUGUGGCCGGAGCCCAGCAGAAGCCUGGCCGCACCCGAGGCUGCCUGUGCUCCAGGCUGGGACAGUGGGCGGUGGGGGCAGUACUGCCAGGGAACAGCCCACUCAGUGUGGUCACUUCUCCAAGUUUCUGCAACGGAGGAGUCUGGUGAUGGGCAGCCCCUGCCUGAGCGCCUCCUGCGGCCGGCAGUGCGCCCAGCAGAGGUCCGGCUUUGAGGCGCUGGGCCUGCCUCUGGGGCCUGGGAGCCCCAUGCUGACCCUAGCUAGUCCUCUCUCCGAGGCUUUCCAGCUGCAGACACUUGCCCUGGCCCUCAGCAUGUCCUGCUCGGAGGGCAUUGAGCCCUUUCCGCAGGAGGGAGAGCUUGUCUCUGGCCUGGGGCCGUGCUUGGUAGCCAGUUCUGAUGACCGCGGUGAGCACAGCUGCCUGCAGUCCGUGGAGCACUUCGUCUGUGCCACGUCCACUCUGCCACGCAGGCCGUGGCCCUUAGCAGGGACGGUUCACAGCAUCCUGUCUGUACCCUGGAAGGUCAUGCUAGUGGCCGACAUGGAUCUGCACCAGGUGCUGUCCAUCUGUGUUUGCAGACAGGUGGACUGCGGAGGGUCCCAAGGGUCGGGAGGGCCCGUGACCCAGGGUCGACUGCAUGGCCGAGACAGCCAUGCCCCUGGGAUGGUCUCCGGAUACUUCACCUUCACCGUCACUGUUAAAAAUGCUGGUAUUGGUAGGAUGCUUGUCUUUCAAGGUAUCCGCCUUUUCUCUUUGGAAGCUUUUUGGAUCUUUCUCUUCAUCUUCAACGUCUCUAAAUCUCCUCGGCUGGAGAAAGACCCGGCUGCACGGGGCUUGCAGGCAAGGAAGAUGGCGAGGAGGGAUGAGGAGGCACGUGACCCCACCUCUGCUGCUGCCCAGCUGCAUCAGCUGCGUGGACGCUUGCCCCCUCCCCCGAGCCCCAGGUGACUUCCAGACACCCUGCCUCUGCCCAGGGAGGCUGGGAAGCUGGCAGCAGAGUGGGCCCGGGCGCCUGUUGUGCCCUUUGGGGUGGACCUGUGCUACUGGGGCCAGGAGCAGCCGAUGGCUGGAAAGAUCCUCAAGUGUGACUCUGAGCACCGCUUCUGGAAGCCCAGUGAGGUGGACACGGAAGUGCUCAGCACCACCGUCUCAGAGAUGCUGCAGAACCGCUACAUCACCUUUGCGGGGAAGUUCGAGCCCGUGCAACACCGGUGCCGCGCCCCGAGGCCUGAUGGCCGGCUCUGCGAGCGUCAGGACCGGCUGAAGUGCCCUUUCCAUGGGAAGAUCAUCCCCAGAGAUGAGGCGGGCCGGCCCCUCCACCCGGAGGAUAGGGCCUGGGAACAGAGGCAGCAGCUGCAGAGACAGGCAGGGCAUGCAGGUUGGCAGGACCCCGAGUUUAUGAGAGAUGUGGAGGCUGCCACGGGAGUGGACCUUGGCUCAUCUAGGUCCAGCGGGAGAGGCAAGGGCAAGAGGAGGAAGCACCCUGGCCUCACCGACCUGAAGCAGCAGGCCAACACCGCCCGCGCACGCAUCGCCAAGAAGGUGUUUGCUAAGGCCGCUGUGCAGAGGGUGGUCACAGCCAUGAAUCAGAUGGACCGGAAGAAGCAUGAGAAGUUUGCAAACCAGUUUAACUAUGCACUGACUUAGAGGGCCAGACUGGGUCUGUGUGGUCCCCUCUGGUUGUCUCCUCUUCUCCCUCGGCCAGGGCACCAGGAUCGGAGCGCAGACACAGGACUGGGCUGUAACCAC